Thunnus maccoyii (southern bluefin tuna) is the source of this 2188-nucleotide messenger RNA. It is a transcript of the gene alkbh1, whose product is annotated as alkB homolog 1, histone H2A dioxygenase. Gene Ontology annotation, biological process: oxidative RNA demethylation. Bases 42 to 1100 code for a protein of 352 amino acids. The record is from RefSeq and is a predicted model, not a curated record. Gene Ontology annotation, molecular function: broad specificity oxidative DNA demethylase activity; ferrous iron binding; oxidative RNA demethylase activity. Gene Ontology annotation, cellular component: nucleus; cytoplasm. Lineage: Eukaryota; Metazoa; Chordata; Actinopteri; Scombriformes; Scombridae. The transcript has 6 exons.
AAGAAGAAGAAGAAGACGAAGACGGUUAGAUACGUGACGUCAUGGCCAAGAUGGCAACCUCCAUGGUGGAGACCGGAGAAGAUGCAUUUAGAAAAAUAUUCAAAUUGUACAAGCGCAGAAACCCUCCGCCGGAUUUCAGCGAUGUAAUUGAUUUCUCCAAAGGUGUGCCGAGCGACAAGAUAAUUCCAGCUAAACUGGACCCUGCUGCAGUGAGUGAUGUGGAGGCUGCCAGGGUUGGACUACAGCCUGUCAGAAACUGGAGAGCCUUUGGCUUGCAGGGCUACCAAGGGUUCAUCUUUAUAUCCAACCCUUUCCUGUUGGGUUCUCAGUCAUUCUGGGUCAGACAGUGUCUGAAGACUUACCCUCAGAAGCCCAAUGUCUGCAACCUGGACAUGCACAUGUCUCCCUCUGACACCCAGGACAUCUGGGGCAAGAGUGUACACAGCCUCAGUCUUCCUCCCUCUGGAAAGAGACAGCCUAAAACUCUACUGGAGAGGCUACGCUGGGUCACCCUGGGCUAUCAUUACAACUGGGAUACCAAAACUUACUCUGCAAACCAUUACUCUCCUUUUCCGGCUGAUCUCCACUCCCUGUCCUACCAAGUAACAACUGCCUGCGGCUUCUCAGGGUUCAAUGCAGAGGCUGGUAUCCUGAACUACUACAGAUCUGAUUCUUCUUUGGGGAUACAUGUGGAUGAAUCAGAACUAGAUCACAGUCAGCCGCUGCUGUCAUUCAGUUUUGGGCAGUCAGCCAUCUUCCUCUUGGGUGGCAUCCAUAGACAGGACCCCCCCACUGCCAUGUACAUGCACAGCGGGGACAUGAUGGUGAUGUCAGGACAGAGCCGCCUCCUUUACCAUGCAGUGCCAUGCAUCGUCCCAGCACCCCAGGGGCAAACAGCUUUAGAGAUAGAAGGCUGCAGUCAGGACUCUUCCCUGCUGAACAGCACUGUGGUAGUGCCGGUGUCGGGAGAGGACUGGGUGCUGUGCUCAAGGUACAUCCAGAGCUCCAGGGUGAAUGUGACUGUCAGACAGGUGCUGGGGCCAGGGCAGAGCUUCCCAGAAACACCCCCUCUUCACCAAAGGAAUGAUGCUAGAUGCUAGACAGAGGGGUACCAUGACAGAGGAGCAGAUGGAGAGAGUGGGAAGAGCAGUAGUAGCAGUGACUUGAUACUGUAGAGACAUGAAACAGGUCACAUGCUGUAACAGCUAGUCUGAAACAGGUACCUGCUGUAGAAUAUGCUGUCUUAGAGGGCAUUCAUACCAGGUAAAAAAAAAAAUCCUCCUUUGCAAGAAAGCCACUUCAGUCAGGUCUGCUCUCAAAUCUAAUGUGCAGAGUCAAACCAACAAUGCACUGAUCCUACUGAUGAGGAUUGUGUGCCUCCAAAGCCUGAUGUUUCUUCUAGAUAUCUACUUUGUGCUACAUCGUAAAUUUCUCAAAGAACUUCAGUACAUAGUUAGUCUUUAAGGUCAAAAUACUGGUGUUUGGUUUUCAGGGUGUUUACAACCUUACUGCUUAUAUUCUCAAUAUGACUAAGCAUUUUUUUUAUAUUGUCCCCAAACAUAUGCAAGUUAAAUGUUGACUGUCCACCCAGUCAGGUGACUUCUGUCCAACUCAUUAUCAGUUUCACUGCUGAAGACUAGACUGAAUGAAAAAGCCCUACAACAAACAAGAAAAGAAGAUUGCUGCCUGUGGGUCAGAGACUUCACCUAGUCAUUAAUUACAAAGAAUUUGCUUCCAAAUAUUUAAUAUGAUUAAGUUAGUAGAAUUGGAAGACUUUGUAUAUAAAGAGCUAUGUUUGUACUCAAAUCUGGAAAUCCAAAUUCAGAGUGCUAGAGUGCAAAGUUAACAUGACAAUAAAGUCACAAACCAAAUACAGUACUUAGACUACACCGUUCUACGGUCAGGGAAAAGGUGGUCUCUAUGAAAAGUAUUUUUCUACAUGUAAAGAAACAUAAAUUUCAAAAGUUGAGGUUAAAAUUGGUUUCUGUAAAGGAAUGUUUAAGUUUCUACAUACAUUAUUGUUGCUAAAAUAUUUUUUGAGGAUACAGAUGCAUUCAAGUUUAUACUAGAGAUAUCAACAUGGAGCCUGCUGUGUGAAUGCUAACAGAUAAAAUUCUCUGUAUGGCAGUGUGAUAUGAGUGGAAUACUGUGUUUGAAGUGUGAAUAAAAUGUUUUAUGUCCUCUUCAA